GAGUCCGGAACCGCCGCCUCCAACUCUGAGAAGUCAAGCGCCCGACCAGAAACUUGCGCGAUCGCGCCCGCGGCCACCCCCAGCCAGGCCAGGGGCACCCACGGCCUCCAGUCUGCCAUCCCCAGGAACCAUGUCGGGCAGGUCGGUUCGAGCCGAGACCAGGAGCCGGGCCAAAGAUGAUAUCAAGAGGGUCAUGGCGGCUAUCGAGAAAGUGCGCAAAUGGGAGAAGAAAUGGGUGACUGUUGGCGACACCUCCCUACGGAUCUACAAGUGGGUCCCUGUGACGGAGCCGAAAGUUGACGACAAAAACAAGAAUAAGAAGAAAGGCAAGGAUGAGAAGUGUAGCUCCGAGGUGACUACUCCGGAGGACAGCUCGUCACCAGGGAUGAUGGACAUGCACGACGAUAACAGCAACCAGAGCUCCAUAGCGGACGCCUCUCCCAUCAAACAGGAGAACAGCAGCAACUCCAGCCCUGCCCCCGAGCCCAACGCACCUGUGCCCAGUGACGGCCCCGAAGCCAAGGCCGACGAGGCGCAGGCCGACCGGAAAGAGCACCCUGGAACUGAAGAUGCCUCUGACGAGCAGAAUUCACAGUCCUCGAUGGAAAACUCAAUGAACAGCUCAGAAAAAGCGGACCGGCAGCCAUCUGCAGAGUCGGGGUUGGCGGCUGCAGAAGCUUCCGCAGUCUCUCAGGAUUUGGAAGGAGUGCCGCCCCUCUAAAAAGAUGAAGCUGGAAUGCUCUCAACAGAACUCUGAAGAGAUGUAGACGCCCAGUGGAACCCUUUGGUCCAUGUUUCAUGGCAGGUACCUCCGCAGGCUUAAUCCUAGAACGUCGCCCAAGCGAUUCCUCUCGGGGGCGAACAGAACUAACGUUUCAAGUUUACUAAGUGCAAAUCCAAGAAAAACCCCAGAACGGCGGAACUUCUCAGACACUGACAAACUCUGCUGUGAAGCGGAAACCCUCGAGCGACUGUCCCUGGGGAGGCGGGUCGACAGCUCAGGAGUGUGUCUGCACACUGUCUCGGAAGCCAAGAUUACAUUUGUGUUGCUGCUGUAUCCCCCCCACCCCCACCCCCACUUCUCUAUUUAAUGAUAUAAGCUAUUUGAGGGUGGUACCAAUCAGGAAUUUGCUUUUCAUAGGGGCUUUUUUCACUCUUCCACCAAUUCAUUCUGCUUUCUUUUUUUGUGCCUUGUACCCUAGAGGUUAUCUCUGGCAUGCUUCCUGGUUUCUGCAUUUCUCCUGGCAAAAAGUGCCCGUCCCUUUCGUGAAGGCUGCUGCCCGCCCCCUUAACUGACUGUCUCUCUCUCCCUCUCCCUGCACCCGAGACUGCUUCAGAGCAGGCAGGGUAGAGGGGCGGGAGAUCAGGCACCUUUCAGUGGCUCCCGGUUCAGGUGGGCAGUGGCUGGGCACACCCUGUGCCCUACGUGGAGUCAGCCCCAACUUCCAGGGCCCCUGGGGCUCUACGUGUCAGCCCCGUUUCCCAAGGGCUGGCCUCCUUGGUUCAGGACAUGCCCUCACCUCCUGGAGCCGUGGAGACUAGGGGUUUGCAAGCCACAGUAGCCCAGAUGGACAUGCAAAGCCUUUAGAUUCUUCUGGCACUUCCACCCUCUCUCUCCCCCUCUAGCUACCACAGGCACUGCCUUCUCCAGGCCCUCCGUGGACACCAUGACUUGUCUCCUUAGGAUGGUACAGGGCUGGGAAGGUUGGGAGCAGCAGGACUAGCUGGUGCUGAACUCUCUCCCACGGGACAUUGCUUGGAUUUCAAAUCCACGGAAACCUGCUGCCCUUUGUGUUCCCCGUGCCCCCCCACACACCCCCCCCGACACCCCAAGCCCCAGGCAAGAUGCACCUGGCGUGUGGUGUUCUGACUCUCAGAGGCGACAGGUGGAUGGAGUCUCGUUCCCAGCUCGUGCUGUCUGUCGGCCUCCACUGGGGAGCGGACCUUAACGAUUGGGCCUCAAAGGCCAGAAGCAAGGCGCCGCCGCCACCGCCGAGGAACUGGGGAGAUUUGCACACACCCCCAGAAAGGGGCCACGGCGGCUCCCCCUCCCCCUGCCCUCGAUUGCACCGAGACAGCUUUCUCUCACUCAGUGGAGACACCCCUUGGACGAACUGCCAGGCGGCGGCGGCGGCCGUUCAGUUCUGAGGCCUGGUUUGCUCUUAAUUUCCUCCACGGAAUCCUCAGACCUUAAAGCUUCCCUAUGCUUUCUUACUUACUGCACUGGAGCUCUGACUCCCUACGAGUUGUGUGUUUGGGGGGGGGGGCGCGGGGUGUUUUUUGUUUUUGUUUUUGUUUUGUUUGCUCAUUGGUGCAUAUUCAGGUACCAACCUUUCGACGUGUGGAUCUUUCUCCCGACCACCAGGAAAAGUGUCUGCCAGGCUCCAUUUUCUGAGAGUUUGUCUCUGAGGGGAGAGCUCUCACUUCUUUUUCUGUUCUCAAGGGAGCUGUCGUAGUUCCUAUAUACUUCACGAAGAAUCAAAAUGUUCCUGGAGUUUAAAUACCUCAUGCAAAAAAAUAUCUCCUGAAAUAAGGGAAGGAAAAAAAAAAAACUUUGAGAAUCUUAAUGUUGAAGUUAGCGACGCUAAAAUGUUUCUGUCUUAAAAAAAAAAAAUUCUUGUACUUAGCAAUUUUG
Molecule: messenger RNA, 2635 nt
Organism: Peromyscus leucopus (white-footed mouse)
Lineage: Eukaryota; Metazoa; Chordata; Mammalia; Rodentia; Cricetidae
Gene: Bcl7a
Product: BAF chromatin remodeling complex subunit BCL7A
Exons: 7
Coding region: 131-721 (196 amino acids)
Source: RefSeq, a predicted model, not a curated record